AGGAAUUUUAUUUUCGUUAAUAAAAGAUUAAGGACUUCGUAAAAACGAGAUCCCCGAAUAGAACAACGCGGCUGCAGAUCGAAUAACACUUUUUAUUUGAUACUUCAUUAUAAAGAACACUUCAUUUGGAAGUAAUUUAAUUUACAACGAGAUGAAUGGAAACCAAACGAUUUCGGAAAAGGAGCUUUUGGACGCUAUAAAAAACCUUUUGCGAAAGAGCGGCCAUCUGAAUAAAUUUCAGGCAGAGAUGCGCGCAAAGGUGACAGAAAUUCUACAAGAAAGACAGGUAUCACAAAACUCCGGCUUUAAAAGUUCAGGAGUACCGAAGCCCACAAAUGAAGUGCUACUUAUAAACGAACUCGUCAAAGAGUAUUUGGAGUGGAACGGUUACCUUUAUACAGUGUCGGUGAUGACGUCAGAGGCGGCCAUGCCUGAUGCCAAGAAGACCAGGGCAGAACUCUGUGCUGAAGUCGGGGUUAAAGACGAUGAGAAAUCCUCAGCUCUUCCUCUGCUAUCAAAUAUCGUAGCUGCUUAUAUAGAACGUAUUAAAAGGAAGAUUAAUAAGAAUAAGAAAGAGAAUUUAUAA
Molecule: messenger RNA, 586 nt
Organism: Pararge aegeria (speckled wood butterfly)
Lineage: Eukaryota; Metazoa; Arthropoda; Insecta; Lepidoptera; Nymphalidae
Product: centrosomal protein 20-like
Exons: 3
Coding region: 152-586 (144 amino acids)
Biological process (GO): microtubule anchoring; cilium assembly
Cellular component (GO): ciliary basal body; centrosome; motile cilium
Molecular function (GO): calcium ion binding; protein binding
Source: RefSeq, a predicted model, not a curated record